Messenger RNA from Camelina sativa (false flax), 732 nucleotides. NCBI's taxonomy places the organism in Eukaryota, Viridiplantae, Streptophyta, Magnoliopsida, Brassicales, Brassicaceae. The record is from RefSeq and is a predicted model, not a curated record.
AUGGAUCCUAGUGAUGUCUUAAACACUGAAACAGGGACGUUAUUGCAAGAUGUGGAACAAUAUCGUUGGCUGGUUGGCAAGCUCAUGUAUCUUACAUUCACGAGGCCUGACAUUACUUUUGCGGUUCAUAAGUUGUGCCAAUUCACCUCUGCUCCACGACAACCUCACUUGAAUGCUGUCUAUAAGGUUCUCCACUACCUUAACGGCACAAUUGGUCAAGGUACGUUUUAUUCUGCAAAUUCUGAUCUCAAAUUAAAAGGGUUUGCGGAUGCAGAUUGGGGUCGGUGUAGUGAUUCAAGGCGCUCUGUUUUGGGAUUAUGUAUGUUUCUUGGACCAUCAUUGGUCUCUUGGAAGUCAAAGAAACAAGAUACUAUAUCCAUGUCCUCUGCAGAAUCUGAGUAUAGAGCUAUGGCCGUAGCAGUGAAAGAGAUUCUUUGGUUGAGAACACUUAUGCUUUAUUUGUGGGUUGAUUCUUCUGAAGCUUUUGCCCUUUAUUGUGAUAAUACAGCUGCUCUCCACAUUGCCAACAAUUCUGUAUUUCACGAACGCACCAAGCAUUUGGACAUGGACUGUCAUAUUGUUCGAGAGAAAGUUCAGUUGGGCAUCAUCAAGACAAUGCAUGUAGGGAUUGAACAUCAAUUGGCUGAUGUCUUAACUAAACCAUUAUUUUCUACCCAAUUCUUGAGACUAAUUCGCAAAAUGGGUGUUAUUAACAUAUACACUCCAUCUUGA